AUGGCGGAUAGCCGUUGGUCUCUGGCGCGUCGUCGCCGCGGUGCCGCACGCGGUCUUGACGGUGCUUCAGCGGGUGCGGGGGGGAAUUUCAAGCGGGAAGGCUCGGCGCGCAUUGACGAGGCGUGUGAUGCGGCAGAUGGUGGUGGUGCACGAGGAGGAGACGGAAGUGGUGCUCGAGGCAUUCUGCUCCUUCUUCUUCGUACGCCCGCCCGCCUCCCUCUCCUUCCUCCUCGCGCCUUCCCCGCUGCUGCUGUUCCCGACCCGCCGUUUGUGUUCCCUCCAAUUGCUGCUCUCAUAUCCCCGUCGUAUCUCCCUUUCUGCCUGCUAGCGGCGUACUUCGUGUGCCAGCCGCUGCGCGACGAGGCGGCCAUGAGUCUGGGCACGGGCGCGCUGCCAGGGCUCUUCCUCGCCUCGCUCGCCUCCACCGUCGCCGCUGCUCCGCUGUCGUCCGCACUGCUCUCCCGCACUGACAUCAGCAAGGGGCAGGCCCUGCUGCUGCUGUACCGAUUCUUCUCGCUCUGCCUCCUCGGCUUCUUCUUCCUCUACCUCCUCGUGCCUCCACCUGCCACUCUCCCUGCUCUGCCCACGCUACCUGAAGAGCUGGUGGGGGAGGGCGGGCAUGCAGUGCAGGCGGCAGUGUACCCCGAUGCUGCUGGCCAGCUCGCUGUCUUUGCUGACGUGUCGCUGCCCUUCCUCGCUGUCCGAGCCGGCCUCUUCCUCUUCGUGGCGCUGCUGAAUCUGUUCGCCAUCGCUGCCAUGUGGGCUCGCCUUGCCGAUGUCAUGACCAGUGAGGCGGGGGCGCGUCUGUUCGGGUUCAUUGGCGCGGGUGCCACGUUCAGCCAGCUCGCAGGCUCGCUGCUCGCCUCCUCGCUCGCUGCUCUGGGACCCUACCUGCUCAUCCUAUCAGCCGUGCUCAUGGAGGUGGCAGCGCGCUGCUCCACACUCAUCGACGACGGUUCCACGCUGCCCCAUGCCAUGCACUCACACCCAACCGACUCUCCCGUGUGCACGCAUGGUGGGGACGUGCCAGGGGAGGGGCAUGGGCAUGGAUGGUGCUCCCAUGCGCGCCCACGCAAGGGCAAGGGCGUGCCGCUGCUGAACCACACUGCUGUCCCCGUUGUCUCUUCUUCACCCCUCCGCCCGUCUGCCACGGCCCCCCUGUUCCUAUCCUCCUCCUCUUCCUCCUUGGGGGCCCACUCUGCUUCUGUCUGCUCCUACUGCUCGCACCAACCGCUCUAUCCCCCCACAGCCAUCGCUGCUGCGCCCUCCCCCUCUCCUCCCCUCCUUACUCCCGCAGCAGACACACCUUCCCAACCGCUCCUCACCCCUCCAGUCCCUACAGACACCGCUUUCUUCCCCUCCCCCUUUCUCCCCCUCCCCCCUCCGGCCCAGCCCUCUCCCGUUCCCCCUUCCGCGCCCUGUCUGCUGCAUGCGCGCGUGGGAGGGGAGGAAGGGGCAGAGAAGGGCGGAGGGGGCGGUCUUGGGGCUUGUAGGUUGCAUGAGAGGGGGAUAAGGGGUGGAGGAGAGGAGGGGAAGAAAGAGGCGGAAGCAGGAUGCAUUCGCCUUGGCUGUGCUGCUCGGGAUCAAGAGGCGACGUUUGAGACCACGCCAAUAAUCCCUCAUGCAGCUGCAGAGGGGAAGGUUGUGGAGUUGGGAGGGCUGUGGGUACGAGGAGGAGGCGAGGAAGAGGGAGAGGAAGGAGAAGCGGCGGGUAGAGGACACAUAGGCCACCAUGAAGAGCAGUUGACAGCUGGUGAUGGAUGGAGAGGGAGAGAAGGAGAUGGAGGGGGAGGGGGUGGGGAGAGAGAGGAGAGGGGAGGCUGGGAGGGCGCAUGUGCAGGGGAGAGAAGGGUGGGUGCAGUGCUGCGGUCUGCUAUCUCCUGGCCCCAGAGCCUGGCAGAAGCUGCUGCUUCGGCAGAGCGAGUGGAGGAGGGAGCGUGUGCGAGGAAUGGCGGAAAGGUGCUGAGGCGAGGAGGAAGAGGAGUGAGGAAUACAGUGGGCAGAGAGUUCGAUGGUGGGAGAACCGCGGAUAGCAGUUCAACUGUAGCUGGGUUGAUUCAAGACAGAGUUAGAGCAGCAAUGACAGUUGGGAUUGGAUAUGAGAGAGGUGCAGUGACAGGGGGAGCAGCAGGGGUGGUGAGAGCAGAGAGGGGAGAACUGGUUUGGAGGAAGCGUGGUGAGCGGUCGGGUGGGUUGGGUACAGGGGAGGAGGAUGGGGUGGGUGAAAGGCUCGGUCGAGGGGAGAGUGGCAGUGGUCUGUCCAAUGUUGCUGUUUUUCGGAGCACAAGUGGUGGUGCGGCUGUGCCCAGUGCAGUGGAUGCAGGGGUGUGUAUCGGGCUUGCAGUGCAACAGAAGCACCUGAAAGGCCUCCUGAAAGGGCACCUGGGAGGAGACACGGGGGUGCAGGCAGGUGGGCAAGCAGCACGUGAAGGGUACGGACUACUCAUGCACUCUAUGUCCAUGCAGCAAGAGCAUGUGGACCGUGGUCCAGGCAGUGGCGAACGCUCCUCUCUGGCAGAGGGAGCAGUGGGGGCAGCAGCAACAGCAGCAGCAGCAGCAGCAGCAGCAGCAGCAGCAGCAGCAGCAGCAGCAGCAACAGCAGAGGCAGAGGCAGCCUUGGAUAUGGGCAAUUCACCUAGCAAGCUGAAACCGAGACCGCUGUGGCAGUGGCAGUGGCAAUGGCUGCGCUUGCAGGCUCCGUGGCAAGGGACAGGGAAGCAGGAAAGAGCAGCGCAGGGCGGGCGGGGGGCGCAUGGAGGAGCAGCAGAGAGGGACGUGAGGGUGGCAGGCAAUGAGGGCAGUGGAGGAGGGGAGGAGAGUCGGCCGUUGCGGGCGUGCCACUCACUGCCGUGCAGAACAGCAGGUGGGGCAGACGUGCAGAGAGGCGCAGGGGCGUGUGUAAAGGGAGGGGGGGGAAGGGGAAUGGGGGAUGCAUCUGUGUGCCACAGGUGCAUGGGAGCUGCGAGGGGGCAGAUGGGGGAGGCGAGAGGCGACGGGGAAGCAAUGUUGCAGGGGGAAGGGAGAGGAGAAGCGUGUGAGGUGAUGGCACAAGGGUGGGCGGCGCGGGCAGAUGGGCCAGGCAGCGAUGGCAUAUCCAGGGAUGGCUUGUCUGGCUUGCUGUCUUCACACUGCCAUUCCCAUGAGCCCACAGGAGCAGCAGUACCAGCAGCAGCAGCAGCAGCAGCAGCAGCACCAGCACAGCCGGUUGAUUGGUGUGGGGCGGAUAGCGGUGGGCAGAGCAGUGCAGGGAAUGGUGGCGAUAUGGCUGAGCGGUGGUACCGUGUGGGAGGAGAGCGGGGGCCAGGGGCAGCAAUGCCUGCAAGCCAUGGUGGCCCUGGGGGCAGGGGCAGCAGCACGGGCAGGGCGAGCAGCAGGGGUGUGCGGCAGAGUGGGGGGUUGAGCGAGGUGGUGACAGGAGUGCGGCUGGUGCUGUCGUCGUCAUACCUGCUGCAUGUGUGCGCCUUCCUCAUGCUCACUGCUAUCGUCUCCUCCUUCUACUUCGAGGGUCGUCUGCUAACAACGUUUGGGGUGGCAGCAGCGCUGGCAGCAUCGCCAGUGGCAGCACUGAUAGGCAUGGCUGCCAUUGCAUGGCACCCCACACCCCUCGUGGUUGCUGGCUCUGAAGCACUGCGCAAGGUGGUGACAUACGUGUUGACCCGGCCCAGUCGGGAGAUUCUGUUCACUGUGGUGACACGCGAGGAGAAGUACAAGGCCAAGGUCACAAUAGACACGGUGGUGCAGCGCCUGGGCGAUGCAGCAGCAGCGGGCUUCUUCCGCCUGCUGGGCGGGGUGUUCCUCCUGGGGCCCUCUGGUGUUGCCACCUACACUGUGCCGCUGUGUGUGCUAUGGUGUGGGCUUGCGGUCACCUUAGGCCUGCGGCAGCAAGCCAUGGCACGCAUGCAGCAGGGAGGGGGCCCAGCAGCUCCCAAGCAUGCACAAGGCCUCUGA
Closterium sp. Naga37s-1 is the source of this 3948-nucleotide messenger RNA. The record is from the annotation of a GenBank genome assembly. Lineage: Eukaryota; Viridiplantae; Streptophyta; Zygnematophyceae; Desmidiales; Closteriaceae.